UUUCUUGUUCUUCUAUGUCCUAUUAGUAUAUAACGCUGACCUUUCCUGUUUCUACUCGUUCUUAAAGCCUCCAAAUUUGACAGGCAACCAACUUCGUCCUUCUCUCAUUCAUUCAUUCUCCAUUUUCUCAGCAAUAACAACAACAGAAUUAACUACCUUUCCUGUUCUCUGUGCUGCAACAAAUUAAACCAACUCACCCUUAACUGCCUUAAUUUCCUUGUCUCUGCAACAAAUCAAACCAACUCACCCUUACUUCAUAAUAAUAAUUAUAUUCUCUCCUUGCCUGAAUCUGUUGAUUGAUGGGGCAGCAAUCUUUGAUCUACAGCUUCGUGGCGCGCGGGACGUUGAUCCUGGCGGAGUACACAGACUUCAACGGGAACUUCACCAGCAUAGCUUUGCAGUGCCUCCAAAAGCUCCCUGCCUCCAACAAGAAGUUCACUUAUAACUGUGAUGGACACACCUUCAGUUACCUCGUUGACAAUGGAUUCACUUACUGCGUGGUGGCAGUGGAGUCCUUUGGUCAACAGAUUCCAAUGGCCUUUCUUGAACGUAUCAAGGAGGAUUUUACUAAAAAAUAUGCAGGAGGAAGAGCUUCAACAGCAGCUGCAAAAAGUCUUAACAAAGAAUUUGGGCCAAAGCUGAAGGAGCAAAUGCAGUACUGUGUGGAGCAUCCAGAGGAGGUUAACAAACUUGCUAAAGUGAAAGCUCAAGUUUCUGAAGUCAAAGAAGUUAUGAUGGAAAAUAUUGAAAAGGUUCUUGAUCGGGGAGUGAAAAUUGAUGUUUUGGAGGAGAAAACUGAGAACCUUCGCUCUCAGGCACAGGAUUUCAGGCAACAAGGAACCCAGUUAAGGAGAAAAAUGUGGUAUCAGAACAUGAAGAUCAAGCUAAUAAUUCUUGCUAUCAUAAUUGCCUUGAUUCUCAUUAUUGUGCUUUCUGUGUGCAACGGUUUCAAUAGUUGAGAAGACUAUAAUUUUCACUACAAGGGAUUUUUUUGUAAUAUAUAUUUGCAUAGAAUAAACACCAUAUAUUUGUUUGUUACACAUUCAUGGCUUCAUCUAGAAUAUGCAAGGACGGAAAUUAGGGUGUUAGGAAGGGAAUGUGGAUAUCGUUGUACUUCACCGUUUUUCAUUUCUAUGGUUUCUUCACAAACUCUGGAUUGUUUCAUUUAAAGAAUUGUAUAGCAUGUUCAAUUUCAUUUGGCA
Lotus japonicus is the source of this 1202-nucleotide messenger RNA. RefSeq names its product vesicle-associated membrane protein 722-like. The record is from RefSeq and is a predicted model, not a curated record. Bases 300 to 959 code for a protein of 219 amino acids. Gene Ontology annotation, biological process: vesicle-mediated transport. The transcript is spliced from 5 exons. Lineage: Eukaryota; Viridiplantae; Streptophyta; Magnoliopsida; Fabales; Fabaceae. Gene Ontology annotation, cellular component: membrane.